GCCCACUAGCCCGCCUCUUUGCUGUGGGCGUGGCCUGGGUGGAAAGCCCUGCCCCUUUCCCGUCGGGGCCCGUGUGCAUUCCCACCUCUCCCAAGGGUCACGUGCCCCAUAUCCCCGGGUCAGGUGUUCACGCUGAGCCUCUCGUUACGUCACUUGCUCGGCUCCUCCUCCGCGGGUCACGUGGCCGCACCCGCCUCUUCCCACUUGCUCCCCUUCCUCGGUCUUGCGCGGGCGCCGCUUCCGCUUCCGGCGCGAGCCUCCGCAGCCGCCUCUGCACCCUCCCUUCCCCCCGCCCCGCCCCUCCCCUCCCCGGGGAACGCUCGCGCGCGGCGGCCGUUAACUGCCCGGCUCAACCACAGUGGGCACGGCCAUGGCGCGGAGGCGGCGGGGGCCGCUCGGGCCGACGGCCCCCAGAGCGGGGGGCUGGUAGCCCAGAUGCUGGGGUUCCAUGCCCAGGGACUGGCACUAAGGACUGUCUCUGCCUGCAGUAGCUGUGCGGUGCCUCCAGCGCCAUGGCGCAGGACUGGGUGGACUGCCCUGCUCUGGGGCCUGGUUGGAAGCGGCGCGAAGCCUUCCGCAAGUCAGGUGCCACCUGCGGCCGCACGGACACCUACUACCAGAGCCCCACGGGAGCCAAGUUCCGCAGCAAGAUUGAGCUGAGCAAGUUCUUGGGGACAUCUCAGGACCUCACCCACUUUGACUUCAAGAAGGGCAUUAUCUGGGAGCCCACACCCCAGGUCCGGAAGGGCACCAAGCGCCACCUGUCCCUGCCGGACACCCCAGAACUCCCAGUCCCAGAGCCCAAGAACCACCCAGAGGAGGUGCCCCUUGAACCCAGCCCCCCUGGGCCAGAGCCCCCUGAGCCGCUGCCACCCUUAAAGCAGGAGUCCCCUCCACCAGAGCCCCAUGAGGAGCCAGAGCUCCAGCCCCUGCCAGAGCAAUGGCCCCUGCCAGAACGCAGGAGCAGGAAGCGCCCACCCGUCCCCCCUGAGCCCUUGGAGCCCCCCCUGGAUGGCGUUGUAGCGUGCUGUGCCAGCUGCCAGACUGUUUUCCCUGGUGUGACACUGCCCGCUCAGAGACGCUGCCGCUGGCUCUGCCCCGACUGCCGAGCCCAGAGAAGGGACUUCAACAGGGAGCAGCGGUUCUUUAAGCGGGUGGGAUGCGGGCUGUGCCAGGCCUGCCAGAUUCCUGAGGACUGUGGGAUCUGCACUGCCUGCACAGGGCGGGGCCGUGGCCCUGGCCCUGCCUCAGGCCCUGCCACCCGGCCUGGCCUCAAGUGCCUGCUGCGCCGCUGCCUCAAGAUUGUCAAGAAGGGCUUUGGCUGUGGUGCAUGCCAGGGCUGCCAGAACACAGAGGACUGUGGCACCUGCUACAUCUGCCUGCGGCGCCUCAAGCCAGGGCUCAAGCGCCAGUGGAGGUGUCUCCAGCGUCGCUGUCUCAAGAGAAAGAAGUCAGUGGUGGCCAAGAAGGGCGGCUAUGGCUCCCGCAAACUGAUGGUGAAGUGGAAGCCAGUGCUAGAGAGAGACCCCAGUACCGCUUUUGCAGCGGGGCAUAUGAAGCAGCUCAACAAGGUGAAGGAUAAGAAGAAGCUGGGCCGGCCCCCCAAGCACCCCAGCGCCCGGGCCAGUGCGGGCUCGGGGGGCCGGCGGCGGCGGCGGCGGUGCGGGGUGUGCGAGGCCUGCGUGCGCAGGGUCGACUGCGGGUGCUGCGACUUCUGCCGCGACAAGCCCAAGUUCGGUGGCGACAACCUCAAGCGCCAGAAGUGCCGCUGGAGACAGUGCCUGCGCCUUGCCAUGAAGCGGCUGCUGCCAGGGCCGGUGGCGGUGGCGGGGCCAGUGCCAGGGCUGGUGCCAGGGCCGGGGCGGAGCGGGGGCGUGGGCGGCCCAGGGCCCCGCAGGGCCUGGAGGAGGCGGCGGCGGAGGAGGAGCAGCGCCUGUGGGCGCAGGCCGGCCCCCAUCGCGCAGCCCGGGCGGCGCCGCUGGGCCCCCGGCACCACCCCGCCCCAGGACAAGGAGGCCCCGGCAGGGGUGGAUGUACUACUGGGGGCUGAGAAGCGGGGAUCGGGGGGGGCAGAGCCGCCUGGGCCCCUGGCACUGGUGACAGAGCGGCCGGGGCGCGACCUGGUGCUGCUCCCCCCUGUGCCCCCCCGCGCCUUCCCCCUCCUGCUGCAGCGUGUCAAAGAGGAGCCUGCUCCAGCCCCCCCACUUGCUGAGGUCCCAGAGCCCAGUGCCAGCCUGCCCGACCUGGGCUUCCUCAUUGCCUCGGCACCUCGUGUCAAGCAGGAGAAGGUAGAGCCCAGCCCUGGGGAGCACUCGCCGGCAACCCUCGUCUCGGUGCCAUCGCCGCAGGCCGAGGGCCGGGGGCCAGGCGGGGACGUGGUGGUGUUGGACGAAACAGAGGAGGAUGAGGAGGAGGAGCCCACGCCUGUGAUCAUGGAGGUGCUGAGCCUGGGCACGCUGGCACUGGGGGCCCGGCGCCCGCCCCCGCCUGAGGACGCAGCGCUGCGGCGCUUCCUGGCCGAGCUGCAGGAGAUCCCACUGCCAGCACACUGGGAGGUGGUGCCGCCUCGUGGGGAGCCUGACCUGCGCUUGGUGCAGCGUUCAGCUCGCUCUACUGUGGCUUCAGCUGUCAUCCGUAUUCGCCCAGGCCUCUUCUUCCAGGUGGUGGCGUGUGACCUGCCUGUGCCUCCUGAGCACCAGCUCUAUGCUGGGCACCCGCCUCGCCUCACCACUGUGGAUGAGGUGGUGGAGCUCAUCUGUGACCUGGAGGCCUAUCGCCUCUGCCCCGGCUGCCCUGCCGGUCCCCGCUCCCCGGCCUGCGCCGUGCUGGUCUAUGCCGGGCCCUGCCCCCGUUGCCGCAGCCUGGAGCCCUGGCCCUCAGGGGCUGGGCCUCCCCCCAGCUAGCCCUGCCCUGCCCUCUGCCUUGUCAGCCCCACCCCGAACAGAGCUUUCUAUUUUUGUGACACUGGAAUAAAAGGGGGUGGGGGGGGGAAGGGACAUCCUGUCUUGGCAGUGCCACUUCCUGUGUCGUGGUUGGAGGGGAGCAGGGUUCUGUUUGUACUGGUCCUGCUUCCCCUUCCCACCCCUUGUGCUUAAGUGGGGAGGGGUGUGGGGUGGCCCUACCCCUUGCUGGACAUAUGGGAGGAGCUUGAGGUGACCCCACCCCUUGUUGAAUGUAUGGGAGGGACUUGGGGUGGCCCUGCUCCUUUGCUGUGCUUAGGGGAGGGGCAGCCCCCUGUCCAGUGCUUUAUCUUUCUGGCUGGUAGGAUUGGCAUGAAAGGUCUAAGAGUACAGAAGGCCUUGCUUCCUGGUUUGGAGCACCACUUCCUGUCCUGUUUUAGGCUGGAGGGGGAGGGCAGGGCAAGGCAAGGUUUGUACUGGCCACUCCCACAUCCCCCAGUCUGGCCCUGUCCCCCAUGGCCUAUUUUGAGUGGGGGGAGCAGCCCCCCAUCCCCCAUAGCUGCCCCUUCCCCCUGUCUUCCAGGCCUAGGCUUGGGUGGGUGGGGCUGGACAGACAGAUAGGCCUGCCCCCAUGGCAAAGCAAUAGGCCCCACCCCCCUUGGGCCCCCCUCCCUGCUUUGGGUUUUGUGAUUCUUUGUUUGAAACUUGAAUCCCUGGCAUCUCGGUGGCUGUUUGGGGAGGGGCUGGGAAGGGGAGGGGCAGGGCCUGUGUGGGAGAGGGGAGCCAAGCCCCACCCCCCUCCCUGGGGUGUGUAAUUCAGGGAGUUUUUUUUUGCCCACCGAAGCCAUAUCCAACCCCCCCAUUUCCCUCUCCCCCACCCCCCUUGUAUCCCCCUGGUUCAUGGGGGAGGGGGCAGGGGGGUACCAAGCACAGAUUUCCCUCCCUCCCUUGCCCAGGUUCUGUUGGUUCCUUGCCCUUCCCCCAAAAGAUGAGAAUGGGGGGGGGGUUGCCCCCCCCCCACAAACUGGUCUCUAUUUUUUUUAUGUAUUAAAAGUUUUAAGGAGUA
Molecule: messenger RNA, 3966 nt
Organism: Alligator mississippiensis (American alligator)
Lineage: Eukaryota; Metazoa; Chordata; Crocodylia; Alligatoridae
Gene: MBD1
Product: methyl-CpG binding domain protein 1
Exons: 17
Coding region: 513-2903 (796 amino acids)
Molecular function (GO): zinc ion binding; DNA binding
Source: RefSeq, a predicted model, not a curated record